CUGAUCCUGCAGCAGCUAAUGUAAAGGGGAAGGAGAGGAUCGAAAAGCUGCGCGAUCGCAAGGUUUUCCCAUAAUGCAUCGGUGGGGGGAAGAAAAAACGCAGACAGUGGAGUCCAUGAUGGCGGCUGACAGCGAUCCCGAGUCCGAGGUGUUUGAGAUCACAGAUUUCACCACUGCCUCGGAGUGGGAAAGGUUCAUUUCCCGGGUGGAAGAAACAUUAAAUGACUGGAAGUUGAUUGGCAGCAGUGUGGGGAGACCCCAGGAGAAGGGUGAAUACACAAGCGGCACCUGGGACGAAAAAACACAGGAAAUCAAUUUUGCGGAUUUCAGGUUCACCAUAACGCAUCAUCACCUUAAACAGGAAGUCCCAGAGAAUACUGGGAAGGGGGAGCCAGAAGAAGACGCCAUCCCCCAGGCUAUACAGGACCUGCUGUGCAUGAACAAUGACUUUCCGCCCAGGGCGCACUGCCUUGUCAGAUGGUAUGGCAUGCGUGAAUUUGUCAUCAUAUCACCGGGGACCAACUGUGAGGCCAUCAUCAGCGAAUCCAAGUGCAACCUGCUGUUCAGCUCCAUAUCCAUUGCCUUGGCCAACACAGGCUGCCAGGUGCCUGUGUUUGUCCAGAUCCAGCAGAAGUGGCGCCGCAUGUAUGCCGGGGAGUGCCAGGGACCGGGUGUGCGCACUGACUUCGAGAUGGUGCACCUGCGCAAAGUGCCAGGACAGUAUCGCCACCUGUCAGGCCUGCUGGACAUCUUCAAGUCCAAGAUAGGCUGCCCUCUAACCCCGCAACCCCCCGUCAACAUCGCUAUUCGCUUCACCUACGUCCUCCAGGACUGGCAGCAGUACUCCUGGCCCCAGCAGCCUCCUGAUUUUGACGCCCUUCUGGGUGGAGAGGUUGGGGGGGUGGAGUUUGGCAAGCUGCCAUUUGGAGCGUGCGAGGACCCUAUCAGUGAGCUGCAUCUCGCUACCACUUGGCCCCACCUGACGGAGGGCAUCGUCGUGGACAAUGAUGUCUAUUCAGACUUGGAUCCUCUUCAGGCUCCUCAUUGGUCAGUACGGGUUAGAAAGGCAGACAACCCCCAGUGCCUUCUGGGCGACUUCCUGACGGAGUUUUUCAGGGUGUGCUGUCGGAAGGAGUCCUCCGAGGAGAUCCUGGGGAGGAACGCUGUGGAAGAAGAGGGCAAGGAAAAUGCUGACAUCAGCCAGGCGCUGUCCAAGUUGACAGAGCCCAGUGCCGUGCCCAUCCCUAAGCUCUCCGUGUCCAACAUGGUGCACAGCGCCCGCAAGCGCAUUCGUAGGCACCGGCGGCCCGAGGAAUCGCCACUCAAUAACGACGUGCUCAACUCUGUGCUGCAGUACCUCUUUCCCGAUGCUGCGGAGGGGGGGGCUGGCCGUGCCGCACCGGUGAAUCCCAACGGCGGAGUGGACAAGGACUCAGAGGACUAUAGCCUGUUCAGCCAGCUGAAGUCGGCCCCCGCGGACAGCCUGACCUACCGGCUAGCCCUCUGCCUCUGCAUGGUGAAUUUCUACCAUGGUGGUGUGCGCGGGAUGGCCCACCUCUGGCAGGAGUUCGUGCUGGAGAUGCGCUACCGCUGGGAGAACAGCCACAUGGUGCACGGGUUGGCGAGUGGCGUCCCAGACCUCCGGUGCUGCCUCCUGCACCAGAAACUCCAGAUGCUUAACUGCUGUAUCGAGAGGAAGAGAGCAAGGGAUGAUGGAAGGAAGGCCAGUGGCACAGAAGUUGCCAGGGAGAGGAAGAUUUCCGGGUAUGAUGAGGGCCAGCAGGGCGCUGAGGGGGCAGCGGGGGUGGGGCUCUCGCAAGGCAAGUCCUGGGACUCCUGGAGCGACAGCGAGGAUGAGUUCUUCGAGUGCCUGAGCGACACGGAGGAGCUAAAGGAGGCGGGGCCUGAUGGGGAGAGAGGGAGCGGCACAAAGCCAGAGGGGCGGCUGCACCCCCACGGCGAGAUGACCCUGCUGAGGUCGCAGGAGCCGCUCUACAUCCCCAUCACGCAGGAGCCAGCGCCCAUGACGGAGGACCUGCUGGAGGAGCAGUCGGAGGUCCUGGCCAAGCUGGGCACGUCAGCAGAGGGCGCCCAUUUGCGGGCACGCAUGCAGAGUGCCUGCCUGCUGUCCGACAUGGAGUCUUUCAAGGCAGCGAACCCCGGCUGUGUCCUGGAGGACUUUGUGCGCUGGUACUCGCCGCGAGACUACGUGGAGGAGGAGGUGCUGGAUGAGCGGGGAGAAGCGGUCGUCCGUGGUGACCUGAGCGCCCGCAUGAAGAUCCCCGGGAAUAUGUGGGUGGAGGCCUGGGAGACGGCCAAGCCCAUCCCGGUGCGGCGACAGCGUCGACUGUUCGACGACACGAAGGAGGCGGAGAAGGUGCUGCAUUACCUGGCGGUGCAGAACCCAGCCGACCUGAGUCGGCACCUUCUGCCCUGCAUGCUCCACGCUGCCAUCCUGAAGCUCAAAGAGGAGGAAGCAGCUGAGGACAUCCCAUCUGUGCGCCGGGCCACCCAGCAGCUCCUGGUCAACGCCGGCAAACUGUUGCGUCACCCGUCCCCCGACUACAAGAAGAUGGAGGAUCUCAUAAACCAAGUGAUGGAGGUCGAGACGGUUAUUGCCCGCGCCCGCUCCCUGAAGGCCAAGUUUGGAAUCGACGCAGGCGAGAAUGGGGGUGACGUGGAAGAACUGAAGAGGUUUGCCAGUGCGCUGCUGGAGGAGCCCGAGGUGUCAGUGGUGGGUGCUGGGAGGGGCCCCGCGGGCACGAUCAUCCAUCAGCUGUUCGUCAACGCCCAGAAGCUGGCUGACUCUACUGAUGAGACGGCGCUCUCAGCUCCCAUGGAUGACGACCUUGGGAGGGGGGGCCGGCCUGAGGACAGCAAGCACGGGGGGAGCAGCGAUUUCCCACCACCGGCGGGAAAGGAGAUCCUGCUUCGGACAUGCGUGCCGCGCCCCGCACCCUACUCCAAAGAGCUGCCCCAGCGCAUGUUCUGCGUGCUCAUGAGGGAUGACUUCCGACUGGCUGGAGCGUUCUCCUCAGACACCUCCUUCUUCUGAGGCACCUUGCAGGCCACAGCUGACGUGUACUUUCACAAACAUGGGCCAAUCAAGUAUUAAAUAGGGAAGGUUUUGAUUGGCUCAUGCUUUACAGAUAGCACAUGGUAGCUAUGCUACUGGUGGGAUUCUUGUGACCUCCCAACUAGACAGUAAGGAAUAACACUGGCUGAAUCAGUCUGUUCAGGUUAUGUCCUGGUGGGCUACAAGGACCUUCUAAAUAAAAGAACCUAGUACAGCUUCAGAAUUCAACUGCAGACAUUUCAAGACAUUGUUUGGCUGCAAACUUGUGAUCGUGAACAGUCCAUAGAAAACCUAGCUUUUAAUGGAAGUAACUGACAUAAAGGAGGGAAUCAUCUGUUGUGACUAUAGAGCAUAUUCUUACAAUCAUUUGCAGAGACUGUCCACCCUGGCCUAAGGCGGCGUCACUCUGCUGCAGGUGAUGUAGCUGUACAGCCAGUUCUCCUGUCACCUCACAUACAACUGAAAAAGUCAAAAAGCAAAGAAAAAAACACCACAGUAGCAGAAGUGCCACUCCUGACUGUUGUAUUAAAUUACUGGCUGACCUUA
Messenger RNA from Brienomyrus brachyistius, 3622 nucleotides. It is a transcript of the gene rab3gap1, whose product is annotated as RAB3 GTPase activating protein subunit 1. The transcript is spliced from 25 exons. Gene Ontology annotation, molecular function: GTPase activator activity. Gene Ontology annotation, biological process: positive regulation of GTPase activity. The record is from RefSeq and is a predicted model, not a curated record. NCBI's taxonomy places the organism in Eukaryota, Metazoa, Chordata, Actinopteri, Osteoglossiformes, Mormyridae. The coding region runs from base 74 to 3055 and encodes 993 amino acids.